AUGACGUUACAUAAUGAACAGGUGUCUGGAGAACGAAAGAGCAUAAAUGGCGAGAUACGAGAAGCUGGCCUGGAAGCUGGAUUGCCGUCUCCAACCGACGAAUAUGGAGAAACUCAAAAUGAUGUCAACGACAUGCUUAGAUUGGGAAAGAAACAAGAAUUCAAGAGAAACUUUAAUCUCAUCUCAACGCUCGGUUUCAUUUCAAUAUACAUGGCAACAUGGGAGUUUGUUCUGGUGUCAUUGAGCGUUGGAUUGAUCAAUGGAGGAUUUGCUGGAUUGUUCUGGGUGUUCAUUGGGACGGUGAUAUGCUAUUCGUCAAUCGUGGCGUCGCUUGCAGAGAUGGAGUCAAUGGCUCCUACGAGCGGUGGUCAAUAUCACUGGGUUUCCGAAUUUUCUCCCCCCAAAUAUCAAAAGUUCCUAAGUUAUACCGCCGGCUGGAUGUCGAGUCUUGGCUGGAUCGCCAGCUUGGCUAGUAGCGUCUUUGUCCUUGCUACUCUCGUUGAAGCAAUUAUCGACAUCCGAAAUGCGGAUUUUUUAUUUUCAUCAUGGCAAUAUACGCUUAUCAUGAUAGCUUAUUUGCUUAUUACCAUCGUCUUUAACACAUGGGGCGCAAGACUCCUGCCUAUCAUUGAAACCACUUCUUUGUUUGGACAUUUGGCAGGGUUCCUGAUAACUAUCAUACCACUAUGGGUUAUGGCACCGAAAAACUCGACAAGAAGUGUAUUUUUGGAUGUGGUCAACAAUGGAGGAUGGAGUAAUACAGGAACGAGUUGUUUGAUUGCGCAGGUUAGCGUGCUGUAUUGUAAUCUUGGAUCUGAUAGCGCAGUGCAUAUCUCCGAAGAAGUAGAAGACGCGUCGAUCAACGUUCCGCGAGCGAUGUGGUGGAGCUACAUCCUCAACGUUUUCUUGGGCAUCAUCACGCUAAUAACCAUGCUCUUCUGCAUCGGUCCCCUCGAUGCAGCAAUGGAAUCUCCAGCUCCCUAUCUAAACCUGUUUCUAAACACAGGAUCUAAGGCCAUGGCCACGGCUCUCAUGAUUAUCCUUCUGAUACUUGUCUUUUCUGGAAAUAUCACGGCGUUGGCUACUACGAGUAGGGAAUUGUGGGCUUUUUCAAGGGAUAAGGGUUUUCCAUGUUCGCUAUGGAUAUCCAAGAUGAACCACAAACUCAACAUUCCCCCUAAUGCCAUCUAUCUGACCUGCAUCCUCACCGUUCUCCUCUGUCUCAUAAAUUUCGGUUCUUCCUUCGCUUUCAACAUCGUUGUCUCCCUCUCCCUCCUCGCACUUCUUUCUACUUACAUGAUAAGUAUCGGAUGUGUUCUCUUGAAGCGCAUCCAAGGUAAAUCUCUGCCUCCAGCGCGAUGGAGCUUGGGGCGAUUUGGAUUACCGAUCAACGCAUUUGCUUUUGCGUAUUGUGGGUUUGUGAUGGUUUGGAGCUGUUUUCCGAAUGAGGCGCCGGUCACACUUGAAAAUGCUAAUUGGGCACCGGCGGUCUGGUUUGCAGUUAUUGUGAUUGCAGGCUUGAUAUAUAUUUUACAUGGGAGGAAACAUUACACACCACCAGUGGUAUUUGUAAAAGGGAGAGGAGAUAGUGAGACGUUGCAAGCAGUGGACUAG
This is a messenger RNA of Botrytis byssoidea, 1614 nucleotides long. RefSeq lists its product as uncharacterized. The record is from RefSeq and is a predicted model, not a curated record. Gene Ontology annotation, biological process: transmembrane transport. Gene Ontology annotation, cellular component: membrane. NCBI's taxonomy places the organism in Eukaryota, Fungi, Ascomycota, Leotiomycetes, Helotiales, Sclerotiniaceae. Gene Ontology annotation, molecular function: transmembrane transporter activity. The coding region runs from base 1 to 1614 and encodes 537 amino acids. The transcript is spliced from 10 exons.